Messenger RNA from Limulus polyphemus (Atlantic horseshoe crab), 753 nucleotides. Its product is annotated as lectin L6-like. The record is from RefSeq and is a predicted model, not a curated record. The coding region runs from base 1 to 753 and encodes 250 amino acids. Lineage: Eukaryota; Metazoa; Arthropoda; Merostomata; Xiphosura; Limulidae. The transcript has a single exon.
AUGUUGCGAGUUGCUGUUAUCCUGUUCCUGGCGUUGAUAUUAAAGCCUUCUUCAACGUUCGUUCUAACCAGAACAUGGGAGAUAUUUCCGAAUUUAAAACUAAAGUUCGUUUCCGUUACCACGUAUUACCUGUGGGGUAUCAACGAACAAGAUGAAGUCUUGAAAUGCAAUCGUCCGUGCAAAAGUACUGACCCCUGGAUUCCACAUAACUUUAAUUUGAAACAAAUAGACGCCGAUGAUUACGAGGUCUGGGGUGUUGAUGAUUCUAACGACAUCUACAUGUUAGAAACUAGGUUGAAUAGCAAUUGGACAAAUAUCAACGGAAAGAUGAAAUUCGUGAGCGUUUCCGGUGUUGGUGAUAUCUGGGCCAUCGACCCUGAUGACGGCGUCUAUACGUGUCGCAAACCAUGCAACGGACAAUGGAAGAACGAUGAUUGGAAUUUACGACAACUUGAUGUCGGAACGUUUAGAGUUUACGGCGUUGAUUGCAAAAACGACGUCUACUUUAAAGAGUUAAACUACAACGAGCACUGGAAGCACGUCGCUGGAAAAUUGAAAUAUGUUACCAGUAGCGGUAGAGGUGCGGUAUUCGGCAUCGACAAACGAGGUAACGCCUUUUUCUGUGAAGAACCUUGUUAUGGAGAUUGGAAGACACUAGGAAAAAACUUAAAACAGAUUGAUGCCGGUAAUAACAUUGUCGUCGGUGUCAACAGUCAGAAUGAAGUUUUCAAGAUGCCAACAAUGUACUAUUAA